CCUCACCCAGAUAAGUUCAGCAGCAGAUGGAGCCCUAACACCAGCAGCUCUCGCAGAUGAAAGUGAGACUUCCAGCGGGGUUUAUGAGCAGUUUCACCGCCGACAUACUGUCAGAGUGAGUGAGGAAGAGGCACAUAAAUGCAGAGCAGCAUUCUCUGACGGUGGAUAGUAAUUGUUUCUAUUUCAGGGCAGGAGCUCCUCGCGCUGCAGCGGCUAACCUACAGUAACAGCGGCGCGCGCUUUGGCGGUUGGAACACCACUUUUGCUGAUAUUACAGUAAACCGUCCGCUAACUGUUACUAUAACGACCAGUUUACUAAGAACAACGUCGUCGAGGAUGACAAGGACACAUUCACAGACGACGUUUACAGCUGCUGUCUGAUUUCCUCCGGCAUCGAGUCGACCUUACAUUUUAACAUGUGUCGCUUCUGAACUUCACAGCCUGAAAAGGCUAUUGACUUCACACAUACCUAUGUUGGAGAAAGUCAGGAUUCAUCUGGGAGCAACUUACCAAUUCAGGACAGAUUGAGGAACAGAAGUCUAAAGGCUCCCACAUACUCGGGUGUACUUCACUCCACAGAGGUGCACGCGUACUCCAAGCAGACUCAAAGUGGGCGUCUGCCAGACACGUCUGUGCAAAGUGGAUGUGAUCCUCAGCAGUCAGAGUUGGCCAUUCGAAGGGUCAAGCCCAUGGAUCUGACUGUAACUCACAGGUUGUUACAUCCACGUCCAGAUUCGGCCAUGCUGGCUCCACAGCCUUCAUUCUAUCUGGAACAUCUCACUGCUCAACAUUGCUCUCAGUUUUCCCAGCACCACUUGCAGUAUAACACUGAACAAAGACACAGAAAGAUGGAGGAGAAAAGAGAAGACCCACAGCAGCUGUUGCCAAAGAAUAAAAACGAACAGAGUGCUGUAGCUAGCAAACAUGUAAAGCAGAUUCUGCGUGAUCAUAUAAUCAUGAAGAAUCAGCCUCCUCAUGAUAGGGUUCCUGGCAGCCACUGCAGUACCUCUCCGGGAUACAGGCCACCCGUGCCUGACAUGUCCCUCAAGCCUCAACCUACACCUAGUGACCAGCGAAAGGACCUCGCCCUGCGAAGAACAGUAUCCGAGCCCACACUGAAGUGGAAGUUGAAGAAACUCAUCUCGACAAGGCCUAACCCGCUGCAACGGAAGAUCAGUGCCCCUCCUGAUGUCAAACAUAGGACAGAAAAUAUGGACUCUUCCCCAAGCAGAAGCAGCACUUCAGCAUCAGGCUGCAGCUCACCAAACGACACCCUCAUGUCAGACAACGGGUCUCUUUCACGGGCUCCUGAGUCAAAGAGGGUGCUGAUGAACAGUGGUAAUGUAGCCCACUUCGCUCUGCCUGCCAACCACACUGCAAUGCACAACAUCACUGCUGGACUUCCUGCUCAGGCUGACUUGCGUGUGACAAAGCCAGUGGCAGCAUUGACUUUGCAGUCUGUCUACGUCUCCCCUAUGUCUCAACGCUUGCAGCCAGUGUUCAUAUUUGAACCACACAUGGGGCUAAUGCACCAGCAGCUUGUUCCUCUUCAUAGUUUGAGUACCAUUCCUCAGCAACAGCAUCCUCACAUAUCCUCCUCGUCCAGAAGAGAAGGCUUAGUUGCCUUGGGCUCACAUCGACCUGUGGAGCGAGCGCAUUCAGAGCCUCUGCCUUACAGCCACUCAGUCCUGCCCCUGCAUGCCGGCCAUCACCCACACACCCACCAACAGCUCUCCCAGUUGUACCACAAGGCUGGAUUGGAAAGGUUUAAGCUGAGCACACAGCUGAGCAAGAUCCCGUCUGAGGACAUGGACGUGGAUGAGAGCGGAUCAGCAACAGGUUCUGGAACAGGGUCUUUGUGUGGCUCUGAAUUGGGCUCGCUGUCCGAAGACGGCCACCGCAGGAGAGAAAGCAAUGCCAGCACCGACUCAGUUUAUGACACGGAGUCCAUCACUUCCUCUCGGGAGAGCUUGAUUGAGACAUCACACCCUCUCAGUCAGAGGCAGGUAAUCCUCAGAUCAACUUUACAGCCAGAUGCGCUGGGAGUUCCUACCUUAAUUUGGCCUCAUCAGUCUCAUCAGCCUGUGAUUCGGAGCCGCUCUCUACCACCUUCCACCUCCCUGGCGCCUACUUCACAUGUACCCACCAUAGUACCCUCUAUGUCACUGUCCAGCCCUGCCAAAGAUGCCAAACUGAGUUUUACAACUGGUUUGGUUUAUGAUACCCAGAUGCAGAAGCACCAGUGCAUCUGUGGAGACAACAGCCGCCAUGCUGAGCAUGCUGGGAGAAUCCAGAGCAUCUGGUCUAGACUGCAAGAGAGAGGGCUUAAGAGCCAAUGUGAGUGCAUCCUCAGUAGAAAAGCCACCCGUGCAGAGCUGCUUUCCGUCCAUUCAGAAAACCACGUGUUAAUGGACAAUCAGAGGCGCACUGGAUCACGUACUUUUGUGGACCUACCAUGUGGAGGUGUGGGGGUGGACAUUGAUACAGUUUGGAAUGAGCAACACACAGCAGCUGCUUCCCAAGUAGCAACAGGAUGCGUCAUAGACCUGGCCCUUAAAGUGGCACAGAGAGAGCUGAAGAAUGGAUUUGCAGUGGUGAGACCUCCUGGACACCAUGCUACUCGUUCUUCUCCUCUGGGCUUCUGUUACUUCAACUCUGUGGCCAUCGCAGCCAAGCAGCUCCAACACAAACUCAGUGUCAGCAAGAUCCUCAUAGUAGACUGGGAUGUGCACCAUGGCAACGGCACCCAAGAGGCCUUCUAUGAUGACCCAAGCGUUCUGUAUAUCUCUCUGCAUCGCUACGAUGAUGGGAACUUCUUUCCUGGUAGUGGACAUCCAAAUGAGGUGGGUGUACGAGCAGGUAAAGGCUUCAAUGUCAAUGUGGGAUGGACUGGUGGUCUGGACCCUCCAAUGGGUGAUGCAGAGUACCUGGCUGCAUUCAGGGCUGUGGUGAUGCCUAUUGCCCACGAGUUUUCCCCGGACGUGGUCUUGGUCUCCGCCGGCUUCGAUGCUGUUGAAGGACACCAACCUUCAUUGGGAGGAUACACCGUCACAGCCAAGCUUUUUGGCUUCUUGACUCGUCAGCUGAUGUCGCUGGCAGGAGGCCGGGUCAUCCUCGCUCUGGAGGGGGGCCACGACCUCAAAGCCAUCUGUGAUGCCUCUGAAGCCUGUGUCAGCGCCUUGCUCGGCAUGGAGGUGGAGCCUCUGUCCCAGUCGCUGUUGGACCAAAAGCCCUGUGAGAAUGCGGUGCGCUCUCUGCAGAGAGUCGUCCAGAUCCAGGGUGAGUUCUGGCAAAGUGUGAGGGAUUCAGCCACGACCGUGGAUCUGUCCUACCUGCAGGCGCAGAGACACAGAUUCAGGCGAGACUCGGACAGCGAGGCGGUCAAUGCCAUCGCUUCGCUGUCAAUGGGGUCCCUCACAUCAGAAAGGAAACCGCUUGAAAGAAUGUGAAGAAAAAAAAGACCCAUCUGAGGACAGAGCAACCCAAUUAAAGCUUUCAACUCAGA
Poecilia latipinna (sailfin molly) is the source of this 3505-nucleotide messenger RNA. RefSeq names its product histone deacetylase 7-like. The transcript is spliced from 26 exons. Gene Ontology annotation, biological process: epigenetic regulation of gene expression; negative regulation of transcription by RNA polymerase II. Lineage: Eukaryota; Metazoa; Chordata; Actinopteri; Cyprinodontiformes; Poeciliidae. Gene Ontology annotation, molecular function: histone deacetylase activity. Bases 690 to 3449 code for a protein of 919 amino acids. Gene Ontology annotation, cellular component: histone deacetylase complex. The record is from RefSeq and is a predicted model, not a curated record.